Messenger RNA from Antechinus flavipes (yellow-footed antechinus), 12622 nucleotides. It is a transcript of the gene TMEM47, whose product is annotated as transmembrane protein 47. NCBI's taxonomy places the organism in Eukaryota, Metazoa, Chordata, Mammalia, Dasyuromorphia, Dasyuridae. The transcript is spliced from 3 exons. Gene Ontology annotation, biological process: cell-cell adhesion. The record is from RefSeq and is a predicted model, not a curated record. Gene Ontology annotation, cellular component: cell-cell junction; membrane. Bases 8687 to 9232 code for a protein of 181 amino acids.
CUUUGAAUGUAAAAAUAUUUUCUUGAUUUAUUGCUUCCCUUCUAAUCUUGUCUGCAUUAGUUUUGUUUGUACAAAACCUUUUUAACUUAAUAUAAUCAAAAUUAUCUAUUUUGUGAUCAAUAAUGAUCUCCAAUUCUUCUUUGGUCACAAAUUCCUUCCUCUUCCAUAGGUCUGAGAGUUAAACUGUUCUGUUCUUCUAAUUUAUUUAUAAUAUCAAUCUUUAUGUCUAGAUCAUGAAACCAUUUUAAUCUUAUCUUAUCAUAUGGUGUUAGUUGCAGGUCAGGCCUAGUUUCUGCUUGACAAAUUUCAAAUUUCCCCAGUAAUUUUUGAGAUUUUAAUGUUCUAAUAAAUUAAAAUGUGAGAUUUUAAGAUUCUAAUAAUGACCAAUUACAUCUCUAAAGGACAAAUGUUGGAGCAUGUCACCUACCAUCUGACAGAGAGGUAAUGGACAUAAGAUUAAAAAUGUUUUUGAACACUCUCACCAUUGGGAUUAAAUUUGAAUCACUAUGCUGGUUAUAAAAGUUGUUUUUUGUUUUUGUUUUUGUUUUUGUCCUUCAUUCUGUUCAUUGAAGUAGGUGAUUCAUGGUAUGCCAAAUAAAUUAUCAAUAGUAAUUAACAAAAAACUUAGAUUAUUGAAACUUUUUUGAAAGCAAAGAAAAUAAGCAAAGAAUUGUCAGAAGAAAACAAAUACAAUGCCUGCCUUCUUAGUGGGUAUAGGAUAAAGGAAAAAAAGUAGAGCAUUUGAAACUUACAAUUUAAAAAUAAUACAAUGUUAAAAAUAAAGAAUACACUAUUUUUUUUUUUUUUUAAUGAGAACAUUUGCUGAGAACUCUCUCUUUUUCUCUUCUCAUCUCACAUUACCUAGAUAACUUCUGCCACCAUCUCUUUCUUGACUUUUGUCUCAUGUUAUGAAGUGGUACUUCUUAUUGACAAGGCAAACAUCAUUAUAUGAACAAGUGAUCCUAUUCCACUCUGUCUUCUAUAGAUAAUUUUCAUCUCUAUGACCACAUUCCCUCUUACCUGUAAUUUCUUGAUGUACAUUGGCUGCUUCUCUACUGUCUAUAGAUAUGCCCAUGUCCCCUCCACUCUUUCUCUCUCUCCUUCUCCCUCUCCCACUCCCUCCUGCUCCCCUUUUCCCUCCUUAUCCUUUGUCUCUCUCACUCAGUUUGUCUUUCUGUCACUCUCUCUCGCUCUCUCACUCUCAUAUACAAAUUCACACAUACACACAAACACACACAAACAUAUACACACAUUUCUCCCUUAAUAUAUUCAUUACUUCUAUUAUCCCACAUAUCACAUCUUUCUUGCUUGUGUCUAGACUGGAGAAGCCAAUAUCCAAAACAUCUUCACUUUCUUUCUUCUCAUUAUUCUUAAUAUAGAUAUGUAUAAUCUAAUUUAUCAUUCAAACAAAAUCAUUCUCUCCAAAAUUAGCAAUGAAUUCUUAAUUGCCAAAUCUAAACAACUUUUCAGAUUCCAUAUUAUUAUUGAUUUUUUUUUUUUUUUUUUUUUUUAGCAAUUUUGGACAAUGUUUAUCACCUUCUUCUCCUUGGUACUUUCUUCUCUCUAGGUUUUUACUACUCUACUCUCUUCUGAUUACUCUUCAACACAUCCAACAGCUUAUUCUCAUUCUCCUUCAUUUUGCAGAUCAUGCUAGCAAAUAAUGCAUUUCCCCAAAGUUCUCAGUCCUAGAUUUUGUUCUCUUCUCUAUUUAUCCUAUUUUCAUUGAUGCUCUUAUCAGCUCUUAUAGAUUCAAUUAUCAUAUGGGGUAUGCUGAUGAUUUUAAAUCUAAUUAUUCACUCCUAAUCUCUCUGCAGGUUUCCUGUCUGGUAUUUCUAUUACACAUAACAAUUGAAUGUUCUAUAGCUAUGUUAAACUACUUGUCCAAAAUUUAAUUCGUUAGCUUUCCCUGUUACCUCUCCCCAAACCAUCCCACUUUCAAACUUCAUUAUCAAGGACAUUUCCAUCCUCCCAUUUUCCCAGGGUCAAAAUCUUGUAGUCAUCCUCUCUUGUCUCUUACCGUGGGUAUUCAAACUAUUACCAGGGUUUGCCAAUUUCAUCUUAUGAUAUCUCUCCUUGUAUCUCCUCUGAUACAAUCACUAUCUUGAUGUAGGAUCUAAUCAUCUCAUUUCUAGAUUAUUGCAACAAUAUAAUGAUUCGAUUUUGUGCCACAAAUCUUUCCACAAUCCAGUUGGUCCUUCACUCAAAUGUAAAAGUUUUUUUUUUUUUUCCUAACACACAUACUUUAUUAUAUUAUUCUCCUGCUCAAUAAAGUCACAUGAUCCCCUAUCACUUCUAAAACCUUUGACUUGGCAUUCAAAUACAUUCAUAAUCUAGUCUGUCUCUCCCUCAUCCCUAACAGUCUUCUUAUAAUUCAUAUCCCCAUAUGUACUCUUUAGUUUAGUCAUCCUCAUUUCCUUAUUUUCUUCCAUGUUGGUAUUUUUCUUGUUGUUAUUGUUGUUUUUCAAACAAGAUCCUCCAUCUCCUAAUGCCAGGAAGUUUCAGUGGUUAUCUUGCAUUCCUCUAACGCUCUCUCUUCUAUUUUUUACCUCUUAAUUUCCUUUCAGUGUCUGCUAAAAAUAACACUUUCUAUUCAAAGUUCUUAAUAAUCCCUCUUAAUUUUAAAGAUUUAUCUUGUGAAUAUUUUGUAUACAUAAACUUUUUUAUCCAUAGUUUUUUUUAAUGGUUGUCUCUCCCAAUAGAUUGUGAGCUCUUCAAAGUUAGGUACUGAUUUUUGUUUGUUUGUUUGCUUUUUGUAUUUGCAGCCAUUGGCAAAAUGAUUAAUUCAUAUGUGGUUGCCUAAUAAAUGUUUCUUUGACUGACAUUGCUAGCUACUUCAAGCAAAUAUAGAAAGCAUAAAGAACAAGCUUUGUUUGUUUGCUCUCAUGAAGUAUUUUGUUUUCUUUUGUUUUACUUUCUUCCAUUUAAGAAUAUCUGUGUCUUGAAAAUGAUAUAAUUAAUUUAACUUGAGAUUGGCAGGCUAUCAACAUCCAAUGUCUGUAGUUCAGGUACUCCUUAGAUAGAGAAAUGUCAUCAAAAACAGAAUAUUUUCAUCAUGUCAGAAUUAAUUCUUGUAUAAAAUUGAUAUUGUUUAUGGCUUUAAUAGUUCAAUGGAACUUUUAAAAAUUAAUUUAAUUUUUAAAUACUAUUCUUUUAUUCUGAAUUUAACCAUUAGACAUAAUAUUUCAGCACAAACAAGAAAAUGAAAAGAAUUCUUCUACAUGAAACUAUGAAUCUCCAUUUUUAAUCCAUCGACUAUCUUGAUUGUAGCAUUAUAUAUGAUUAUAGAUAGAUUUGGUUUCUUUUUCUGAUGAUUUUUUUGUGAAUAUCUUUUAAUAAUAUACUAAUUGGGGAAUGGCUAAUGAGAAAUUAGGUCUUUACAAGAAAAAUUUGCUUAAAUAAAUUUUUAUUUAUCAUUUUCUAUGGUACAUUUUAGAACAAUAUAGAUUACUUGAUUAUCUCUUUUAAGUAGGCUUAUUUUUGCUUUUGUUUUGUUUGAAAUCAUGAUUUUUUUUUAAUUUUAGCUGAUGAAUACUGGAUUCUGUUUCAGCUUUUUAUUUUGCCUCUUUCUGUUUCAUGUGUGUCUCUUGUAAAUGGAGUAUUGUUGGAUUCUGAUUUCUAAUCUCUUCUGCUGUAUGCUUUCAUAUUUUGGAUAAGAUCAUCCUAUUAGUCGUAACAUUUGUGAUUACUAAUUGUCAAUUUCACUAGGUACUGUUUUUUUUUUUUUUCUUUCCUCUUUGCUUCUUUCUUGUCUUCCUUCCUUCAUUCUGUCCUCCUCCUCUUCUUGCUCCUCCUUUUUUCCCUCUCUCUCUUCUUUUGUUUUUAUCUGUCUCCCAUCAGAAAUAUAUUUUGCUUCUAACCACUGCCCCUUCCAUUAUUCCAUUAUCAUCAGGAGAUGAUAGAAGAAUUCUUUCAAGUUCUACUUAAUCCUCUGGUUCUACGAUAUUAGAACAGUUUUCCUUGAAACUUUUUUGAAAUAUUAUGUGCAGGUUAUUUCUUUGAACAUGACUUUCAGAUAAUCUAAUAAUGCUAAAUUAUUUCUCUUCAUUCUAUUUUCCAAGGCAUUUGUUUUUCCAUUUUUCCUAUUUUUUUUCAUUCUUUUGACUUCAUUUUAUUAUUUCUCUGUGUCUCAUGGAGUUAUUUAUGUUCACUUAUCCAAUUUUAAUUUCUGAGGAAUCAUUUUAUUCACUGAGCUUUUGUACCUUUUUUUCCCCAUUUAGUCAAUUUUGUCUUUUAAAAAAUUCUUCAGUGAAUUUUUGUAUCUCUAUUUCCAUUUGUUCAAUUCUGAGAGUUUUAGGGGAAGAGGAGUUGUUGGGGGGUUAUUUUCUUCAGCCUUUAUGUGUGUGCUUCUCUUGCCAAGUUGUUAAUUCUCUUUGCAUAAAUUUCCUUUAUCACUUUCAUUUCUUUUCCCAUUUUCCUCUCUAAAACUCUCAUCUUUUUCUUUUACUAUGCCAGGAAUUCUUGGUGGGUUUUUGUCUAAUCAGCAUUUUUGAGACCUUUUUCUUCUUUUGGGUUUAUAAUGGUCAUUUUUUUUUUUUUUUUUUUUUUUUUUUUGCUCAUUUGUUCCAGUCUACUUCUUAACUUUGAACUUUUUGUUCAAAGCUGCAUUCUGUUUACUUAAGGAUGGGGAAGCAUUGUCCUAACCUUCAGGCAUUUUUGUCCUUCUAUUUUCAGAGCUUGUUUUGGGGAUCUGUAAAUUUUUGGUGCUUCCAGAGCAGUAUUGAUGAAGGGACUCCAAAACUCUCUGAAAACUCCUUCAAGGAGAAAUUUUCCUUGAAUACUCCUCUUUGAGACAACCCCCCCAAGGAACUAAGAUAAAGUAGUUUAUCUUGGUAGAACUAGUUGAAGUAUUCAAUGCCAAGAUAUUUUUUACCCUAUUGUUGGCUCAAAACCACUCCCAGGAAGUGUUCUCAUAUAGGCCUGGGGGCAGUGACAGCAUUGAGGGAAUCUCAUUCAAUUGAACCUUCUGUCUCAGAUUUCCUUAUCAAAAUAAUAACUUGAGGCUCAAUCCUUGCAGAGGACCUAAUAUGCCAUGCCAAGGAAACUCUCUCUGUUCCUGGCAUAGCAGUCUCUGCCCGGUAGAAUAAUAUUCUCUUUCAGCAUUACACUCUCUUUAUCUCCCUCACCUAUUUCUCUGCCAGGACUCCUCCACUACUUUACUCUCCUGUUGGGACCUUGCCACAAAGGAAUUCAGCCUUUCUAUUCAUGCAUAGCUGACUUCCCAAUGCCUAUAAUAAACUUCUUUUUAUCAGUCUAGCUUUUAGGGUUUGUAAAUUCCUUUACAAAGGAUUUCUUCACAGCCAGAAGGGGGGUUCCCAAAACUUCCUACUCAUGUGCUGAAUCCCAAGGGGAUUUAGGGGAGCCAAACCUCUUCAUUUGGUUCCCUGGACCCUGAACUUGCCACUAACCUCAUCAUUUAACUCCCUGACCACCAGAAACUCUAAUCUCUUAAUUUUUGGUUUCCUGAAUCUAAUCUCAUCAUUAUGAUCCUGGGACAGGCAUGGUCACUGCUCUUCUGGUCUUCACUCUAAUCUUUACCUGGAAAGCUCUGCUGUUCCUCUCAAACUAAAAUUGUUAGUACUCCUCUUUGCUUUGGAACUAUGAUCAGGGACCAUUCUCCCUGCAGAACAAUCACCAGUGCUCCUCUCUAGUCUGGAGUUGUGACCCAGAACUGUGUAUGGAAAACUGAGUUGCCAAUCAUCACCAAUUAUACCCAAUUCCAGCAAAGUAUCCCCUGUCAUCACUUGCUGACUAGUUAUUUUACCCUAUUACUGUUUCUGGGCUGAGAGUUCCUGAAACAGCAGUAUCAACUGCUGCUGCUACCUCCAGUUGUGUGAACUCUGGACAGGCCUCCACUCCCAUGUCAGAGACUUCUCCUAGUUAUUUCUUAAAUUUUCCCAGGCUGGAAAAAUGCCUCUCUCUAAGCUUUUGGUAGUUCUGUCACUACAAAAUUUUAUUUGAGACAUUAUUUUAAAGAUGUUUCCUGGGAAAUGUCAGGAGAGAGAGGGUGGUUGCCCCUAAUCUGCUAUCUUGGUUCUGCCCCUAAUCCUGCUCAUGACUUCAUUUUUCCCUCCAGUAAAAUAUGAGAUAAAGUUCUUAACUGAGAUCAAGGGGAAGAGAUGAAAGGUUUGAGAGGGGAUAACAUGUUUUGAGAGAGUUUGUGUUCAGUAUAUGAGUUAAUUAGGGACAUUUUUAAAAUUGUCUAGUAGCAGAGAGGCCCCAGCUGAAGUUUUGUAACAAAUUUGUAUGGAAUUCAAAAGUUGUAUGAUUUUUUUUUUCCACCUUCAUUCAGUAAGCAAGUGUGUAGGUGAAGGCAAUGAUGGAUGGUAGUGAUAUAAGGCAGAGGCUUGACAAGACAAAAUGCAUAAUAUGCUAAGGUGGCAGAGGACUCAAGAGGACAUCAUUGGAGUGGUUCACCAAGAGUUAAGUUGGGAAAAGGAGAGUGUUUUUAGAGCAGGAUUGAUGGCCUGGGAGAAAAUUUCGAAGUCAAGAAAUUGGAAAUCACUUUAUAGAUGAAAAGAAAGGUGCGAAUUUGGAAGAAAUUAGAAGUGAUUUAAAGCCUUUAGAUUUUUUCAGGUAAAGGAAUUUUUAAAAUUAUGAACACGGAGGUAGUGCAUUUAGAGGUGAUACCAAGUUAAAAGGACAUCUUUCCGUCUGGCUAAAGAGGGGUAGAAAAUUAAGUCAUGAAAAAAGAGCAUGCGAAACAAUUGAAAAAUUAGAGUAGUUGAGGGAGUGUCUAUGUUGAAGUUCCCUAGUAUUAUUACCUUCUGAGAUGUGAAGGAUCCCAUUGGUAUGGUACUCACCCCUACUCCCACCCACAACUACCUAAACUUGGAAACCAGACAGAUGACAGAUGGAGAUCAAUCAGGAAAGGAGUGAGGUUAGAGUUUAAGACACAAGAGUAUCUAGUGGAAUAGGGUCAGUCAGAAUAGAAGGGGUAACAGAUACAUUUUCUUUCUUUCCUUUUUUUUUUUUUUUUUUUUAAUUUGUCACUAUGAUCUUUAAAGCAGAAGAUAGUGCAUAAUAGAAAAGGACACAUUCCAUUACUUAAAUGCUUGCAGGGGCUCCCCAUUACCUAUUACAUAAAGUUCAAACUCAUCUAGCCUUCAUUAUUCUCCACAGGCUCAAAACUUUAUCUCAUUUCUCAAAUAGCUUAAAUCUAGUCAUCUGGGGCUCCUCCCUAAUCCCAAAUACUUGCAGUUUGGUUUAUUUAACUCAUUUCCAAUACCCCAAAUGCUCUCCUCCCACUUAACCUAUUAGUAUUCUAAGCAAUAAUCCCAAACCUACCUUAAAUGUUAUCUUCUCCAAAGCCUUAACUGAUGCACUUUAAAGAAUAAUCUUUCUCUGUAGGCGUGGGCAAGUAUUUAUAAACUAACUUGUAUUAUAGUUAAUUUGCAAAUAUUCUGUCACUUUUUCAAUUCCCUGAGGGCAGAGCACUCUUUAUAUCUAGUUUCCAUCCUCACCCCACCCCCAAUUUCCUUUACUCGUUGAAUUUAGUAAAUUGUGUGGAGUAAAUGAACUUCACAGACUAGCUCACAUAUGGAACUUUAUGUUGAAUAAGGAUACCCUCCUUUGUUUCUUUUCAAAAGCAACUGGGACAUCUGUUAUAGUUAGGUGCCUAAGAAAAAGCAAAUCAAAAGAAAGAGCAUCAGAUCAAAAGGGGAAAGACAUAUGCUGUGGGGAACAGAGGGAUGGGGUUUAGGAAAACAAGAUCGAGUCCUGGGUUGGAAAAGUGGAAAAAAAAAUGCUACCAACUUUUCUUUUACAUACAAACACCUCUCCAUCAUACCAGAGGGCAAGCGGGAUGACUGAACCUGACAGUGCAGCUGAUAAAUCUUUUGCCAGCAACAGCUGCGGAUAGGAAACCUAGGAGGAGUUAAAAAUCUGACGCCUUCUAGAAAAGGACCCCUCCUUCCCUGCUAUAAAAAGAAAAACCACAUGACAUGGUUUGGGGGAGGGCGAGGUGACAGAGAAAGUAAAGGCUUGGUGGGGGAUGGGCAAUGAAUCUUCUAGGAAUUGUCCAGUAACAGCUCAGUAAGGAGCCUAGUAAAUGAGAGAGAAAGAGUUUGUGUCCGAGACCCCACCCCACCGGCUGUUGCUUGCCUUGUCAGGCUUGGGGGACUACAGAGUUAUAAACCUUUCUCUAAUCUAUCCUUGGCAAAGCCCGGACAGUGACGCGGCCGCCCUUUCCUCCCUCUCUCCCUCCUUUUCUCCUCCCCGCCUCCCUGCAGACAGGAGGAGGGGAGAUGGGAGGAGUAAGCGAGCUGGGCAGAGCUGGAAACUGGGCACUGCACACAGUGAGAAAGCUAGAGAGCUAAGCGCUGGAGAACUGGGCAACCAAAGCUUCGAGGUGCCGAUGCCGCGGUUUCCUUCAGUGGCUGCAUCACCUGGAAUAGAAGCAAAAGGACACUUCUCCACCCUCUAUUACCUUUCGCAGCUGCAGCAUUCCUGACCAUUCUUCCAAUCCAAGCUGCUAGAUUUGGGGGGUGGGGUAAGGGAAGCAGGAAGGAAAGUGUAACUCUUAACAGGAUUGGCUUGUUAUUUUUAUGAUUAUUUAGUGGAGUUUAAUUUAAUUUAAUUUUGUGCGUGUUUUCGCCCUACAUCUCCCGGAAGCGGUAUUUCAUUUUCUCCUAAUCCCAGAGGGGGCCAGAGUUGCUGGGGGCCAGAUUUGGUAGCGGCUCCCCUGGGCAUGGCUUCAGCUGGCAGCGGGAUGGAGGAGGUGCGUGUAUCGGUGCUGACCCCGCUGAAGCUAGUGGGGCUGGUAUGCAUCUUCCUGGCUCUGUGUCUGGAUCUGGGAGCGGUACUGAGCCCGGCCUGGGUCACAGCGGAUCAACAAUAUUACCUGUCCCUGUGGGAGUGCUGCCGGAAACCCGCCAACGUAGACAUCUGGCACUGCGAGUCCACUCUGAGCAGCGAUUGGCAGAUUGCUACAUUGGCCUUACUCUUGGGUGGUGCUGCCAUCAUUCUCAUUGCCUUCUUAGUUGGUUUGAUAUCGAUCUGCGUGGGAUCUCGGAGACGUUUCUAUAGACCAGUUGCUGUGAUGCUUUUUGCAGCAGUUGUUCUACAGGUGUGCAGCCUUGUCCUCUACCCAAUCAAAUUCAUUGAAACCGUGAGCCUGAAAAUUUACCAUGAGUUCAACUGGGGUUAUGGUCUGGCUUGGGGUGCAACUAUAUUUUCAUUUGGGGGUGCCAUCCUUUAUUGCCUGAAUCCAAAGAACUAUGAAGACUACUACUAGAAACAAGUCUCCAAAGAAAAUAUAAACAAAGGAUUAUUACAUCUUUUCUAAUAUGGUUUUCUAGAACAUUUGCGAAGCAUCAAAGCAGUUUGAUCUGUUGACUUACAAUCCUCUGCCCUUUGGCUGCUGACAUUAUAAACAGCUUUUACAUAUGUUUUGGGGACCUGCAGAAAUUAAGAGAACUGAUUAAACUUAAGCAAAUGCUGCAAGCUUCCUAUAUGUUAACAUCAUUUUACUUGACAAAUGAAGGAUCUAUGUGAAAGGCCAUUGCAGGAAAACUAGUGGGGGAAAAAUGCCAGUAUCUCCUCUUGCCUGUGGGGGAGCAGCUGGCAGAAGCUCCAUUUCAGAAUUUCCUAACAAGGACAAGCAAGCAUUUAGCUGUUAAUAGUCUUCUUUUGCAAGCUUAUCCUACCCAAUCACUUCAUUAGUCUUUAGUCACUAGCUUAAUAAUUUCUUGAAGAAUGAGCUUCCUUUUAGUAUCUACCGAGGGUAAUGAAUGUGACCAGUUAAUGACUCAAGUUCCACACUGAAGAAUCUUCUUAGUGAUGGGAGUUUAUGCAUUGGCAAUCACCAUCUCUCUGCUAGUUGUGGCAGAGCAGAGAAGUCAAGACUUGGAGACAUUUGCUUUUAAUUAUGUGGUUAAGAGUUGUGCCUCUGCCAUAGCUAGCAUAAGGGGAAAAUGGAGGGCCUCUCCUUUUCCCACAGGCAAGCAGAAAGGAGAAAAAAAAAAAUGCAUGGAUUGCAUUUGUCCUAAAUAAGCUCUCAGUCAUUUUACAAAUAUCGCAGUAAGGAAAUGUGCACAUCUAACAAGUCUAAUUAUUUUUAUAGAAGGUGAUCAUUUAGUACAAAUUGCAAUGAUAUAUAUCCCAACUCCCUUGCACAAAGACUUCUAUGACAUAAAACCCAAUAUUUCCUAUAACAAAGAAGUUUGAGCACUAACCUAGUGCACCUUGUUAAGCAUCUUGGACUGGUACCCCCCUUUUAGCUGAUUUGCCAAAAUCCAUCUGCUUAAGUUAUUUGCUGUAUGCUCCCUUCAAGAUGUCAUUAUCAGGAGAAUUUUCUUUGAGUUGUAGGAACAGAAUGUUAAACCUAAAUGGGGUGAAUUAUAAAAUGAAGUCCUAAAGUAGUUCAAAGUAGAGUAGAUAUUAGGAUUACAGUUUUUUCUUUAACGCCUUUAAAAUAGAAGCUGCUCUUUUCAUUUCAGGAACCUCAAAUAUCUAGGUGCUUUUUUUUUUUUUUUUCUUAAAAAGCAGAGAGAAUUAUAUAUAGGCUAAAAUUAGAGGACUGGAGUUCAUCUGAUAAUUAUAUUGUCCUCUGAAUGUAACCAAUUGGCUGACAAUUUCAUGCCUUCAACUAUUCUAAUACAUAUUUAAAGUGCCCCAAUUUUAAUCCUUCAUAGACUGUUUAAGUUAAGGGAAGUGCCAACAGAAGAAGUAGAUUUGCAACAAAGUUCAUGUUGCAAAUUACUAUAUUUAUUUCUGUUUAAUGCUUUCUAAUUUGGGUACUUAAAUUAAUUAUAAACAUAUUUUUAUAUCAUAUAUACAGUUCUAAUAUAAAAGUUAAAAUACUUAUUUUUGUUAACAAAGACAUGGAAAUGAUAUGUACUAGUUGGCCCUUUUGCCGGAAGAGACAAGGAAAAUCUUUUAAAAUGCUCCAGUGUGCUGUUGUGUUCCUGGUUCCACAGAGGGACUGUAGAAUCCAUUAACAGCAUGACUACAUCUUAGUAUUAAAUGCAUUGGUCACAGCUCACAAAACAGGGCCCCUGCUUCCAGCUUGUCAUUGUUUAAGUGCUGUUGCCAAACAACAAAAGCCCAACCCACCACAACUCUCUACUUUCCUGUUUAAAUAAAGAACUUCUGUUUGUUGAAUUUUCCAGUAUGCAUCUUGCAGAAACACAAAUGAAAUAAGAAAUGAGAAGACUUAGUCUGUUUCAGCAAAAUCAACCAAACUGGUUAAAAGUGCCUCAGGAUGACAUUCUUUGGAAAAUUUUAGGAGAUGGAAGAAAAUUUAGUUUGAUUUCCAUGAAAGGCACUCAAAAAUCUUUUGAACCUGUUUUCUCAGAAAUACUACUAUUUCUGGCAUAGACGAUUUUACAGCUAAUUAGAUAUCCUCAUUGAGCAGCAUGAAAAACACAAACUUUGUAGUGCUAUUUAAGCUACUCAAAACAAUAACCCCCCCUCUAUUGUGAGAGGAUGCCUUUUUUAUUCUCAAAUAAUGAAAGAACAGAUCUGUGGUGCUGGCAUCAAUCAGUAAGGCAAUUAGUCAUUCAAGAGGAUACAGUGUGCUCUUAGACCACUAUCACAUCUACAUAUCUUACCAAGAUUUCAUUCUCUGUCAUUAUUUCAAGCAAGAAGUGACAGAGAACAUGUGUUAUGGGCUAAAGCACGCAUAGUUGCAGAUUACUGGUACUUUUCUAAUAUGAUUUCUUUUAUCUUUUCAGUGAAGAGCCCCAUGUUCUAUUUCAACCAAUGCUGAUAUUUGGAAAUGUUUUAUACUGACCCACAAGUUCAGUGCAUAAUAGUAUACCUAAAGAUUUCAAUACACUCAAUAUGAUAUGAUUAGUUUCAGAAUAAAUAUGACAAAAAUACUUAUCUACAUCAUUCUUAUCAUGUCUGCUCUUCUAUAUUCUUAUUUUGUUUUCUCUUACAAGUAAAGUUAUUUUCCUUACACAAAUCCAUUGUAUCUUCUAGCUACAUGUACACACACACACACACACACACACACACACACACACACACAUUCAUACAUUAAGCAGGGCUAGUUAUUUGUAUUUCUGAAGCUUAACCUAUUCCGUCCGGUGCUGACCUGUACAAGGCACCUCUCUUGGAUUUCUUGCACAACUAUGUUUUAGCUUUUGUAAGUUCAACAUGUAAAUUUUAAAGACAUAAAUAUAGAGAGACUUAUGUAUUUGAAAUAUAAAUGAUAUAUAUGGAUUAGCAUGUAACUAUAUAUUAUUAAACAUGCAAUGAAAUGACUGGUAAGUGAAGUCUAAUCUUAUGACUAGCGAUGUAAUUUAUUCAGACCGUAUUUUUGUACAGAACUGUGCACACUAACCUAUUGCCUCUGUGUCCUCUUUAAAGCCUAAAACUGUGCCUAGAGAUUUCAUCUGUCUUUAAAAAAAAAAUUAAAUCUAUUUCAUGCUGUUAACAGUAUUAGUUUCUCUAUUGUUCUAUAUUUAUUUUGUUUAAAAAUAUGGUGUGUUUAUUACUUAAAUGUGAAUUCAUGGUCACUCAUUUUUUAAAAAAAUCAUCAAUGAGAAAAUUGUUUAUCAAUACUAUGGUUUUAGUUUGAAAAUACACAUCUAACUAAGCUUUUCACAACUUUUGUAGCUGACAUGAAUUUAUCCAUAUGGGAAAAAAUAAAAAUAAAAUUGAUCACAUAGAUAUCCUA